UUCACCGGAGACCCCAUGACCGGCUGAGAAGUGCAGUGCGGGACCCGGUCGUCAAGCUAACAGCACUCAUCAUGAUCCGCUCAAUGUUGGACACGGCCCGCGCCAGCCCGUUCCCGACCGUGGCCCAGUGUGAGCCGUCGGCGCCCCGCCGUCAGCUCGUCCACGGCCGCGAUGUGGCCGCCUUCAGCACCGCAGAGCCCGAGUACAGCUGCGAAUACGGCUCACCCAAGUUCUUCGCGAUCGCCGGCUUCGGCGGUAUCCUGUCUUGUGGCAUCACACACACAGCCAUUGUGCCGCUCGACCUGGUCAAGUGUCGUCUGCAGACGAAUGCCGACAAGUACAAGGGCAUCUUCAAUGGCUUCAAGGUGACUGUCCGGGAGGAGGGCUUGCGCGGUUUGGGCCGCGGCUGGGCGCCCACCGCCAUCGGAUACUCGAUGCAGGGCCUCUGCAAGUUCGGCUUCUACGAGGUCUUCAAGAACCUGUACUCGAACAUGAUGGGCGAGGAGAACGCCUUCCUGUGGCGCACAACGCUGUACCUGGCGGCGUCGGCGUCGGCCGAGUUCUUCGCCGACAUUGCGCUGGCUCCCAUGGAGGCCGUUAAGGUACGGAUCCAGACCAUGCCGGGUUUCCCAGCCACGCUGCGCAAGGGCUUCCCGAUCAUCAUGUCGCAGGAGGGCUGGUGGGGCUUCUACAAGGGCGUGGCGCCGCUCUGGGCCCGCCAGAUCCCUUACACGAUGAUGAAGUUCGCCUGCUUCGAGCGCACCGUCGAGGCCCUCUACCAGUGA
Messenger RNA from Pollicipes pollicipes, 785 nucleotides. Its product is annotated as phosphate carrier protein, mitochondrial-like. Bases 72 to 785 code for a protein of 237 amino acids. NCBI's taxonomy places the organism in Eukaryota, Metazoa, Arthropoda, Thecostraca, Pollicipedomorpha, Pollicipedidae. Gene Ontology annotation, cellular component: mitochondrial inner membrane. Gene Ontology annotation, molecular function: phosphate transmembrane transporter activity. The record is from RefSeq and is a predicted model, not a curated record. The transcript is spliced from 5 exons. Gene Ontology annotation, biological process: mitochondrial phosphate ion transmembrane transport.